Clupea harengus (Atlantic herring) is the source of this 2142-nucleotide messenger RNA. RefSeq names its product polymerase (DNA directed), epsilon 2 (gene pole2). The record is from RefSeq and is a predicted model, not a curated record. Gene Ontology annotation, biological process: error-prone translesion synthesis; DNA-templated DNA replication. NCBI's taxonomy places the organism in Eukaryota, Metazoa, Chordata, Actinopteri, Clupeiformes, Clupeidae. Gene Ontology annotation, molecular function: DNA binding. Gene Ontology annotation, cellular component: epsilon DNA polymerase complex.
AUACUGCUUUUACAGUGUUAAUAGUUCAACAGUUGAAACAAAAAGAAAAUGCAUCUUAUUAAGCAUGGCAUGCAGUAUUUAGACUAGUUAAGAGUGUUUCCUGGACGACUACCUAUCUAGCAGACGAGUGCAUGAUCGCUACCCUCAGAAAAUAUCUUUGUAAUCCCAGCGGAAGACUUAACCCAGAAACGGAAGUUGAAAUUUAGCGCCAACAGUUAAAGCUGAAAAUGGAUGUUCGGAAAGUGAAGACCAAGGUUUCUUCUGGGUUCAAGAUGCGUGGAUUAAUGCUACGACCGGAAGCCAGCAAGUAUUUAUUGGAGGUAUUGGAAUCUGUGAGUGAGGUCGAGCUGAAUGAUGUCAUUGAGCGCAUAUUGGAUGCUGUGGAAAAACAGCCAUUAUCUUCUAGCAUGAUUGAGCUGGCUGUGGUGGAGACUGCUGUGCAGGACUGCAGUCAGUCAAGCGAUGAGACAAUAGACAAUGUUUUCAACAUCAUUGGAGCGUUUGAUGUUCCAAGAUAUAUUUACAGUGCAGAGAGGAAGAAAUUUGUACCUCUCAGCAUGACCACUAAUCCAUCACCUGGCCUCUGUGGCCUGGCCAGGGACAAAGCUGAGCUCUUCAGAGAACGCUACACCAUCCUGCAACAGCGCACUCACAGGCAUGAACUUUUCACUCCUCCUGUGAUUGGCUCAGCUCCAGAGGAGGGCAGAAAUAAAUUCCAGCUGAAAACUGUUGAAGCACUCUUGGGAAGCACUGCUAAGCUGGGGGAGGUCAUCAUCUUGGGCAUGAUAACACAACUAAAAGAGGGCAAAUAUUACCUUGAAGAUCCAAGUGGCACAGUACAGCUGGACAUAUCGAAGGCACAGUUCCACAGCGGUCUUUACACAGAGUCCUGCUUUGUUCUUGCUGAAGGAUGGUAUGAAGAUUUAGUCCUCCAUGUGAAUGCCUUUGGGUUUCCACCGACUGAACCCUCCUCCACCACAAGAGCCUAUUAUGGAAACAUGAACUUUUUUGGAGGCCCGUCCACCACCUCAGUCAAAGCCUCUGCCAAGCUGAAACAACUGGAGGAAGAGAAUGAGGAUGCCAUGUUUAUCAUUGUGUCUGACCUAUGGCUGGACAAUGUUGAGGUUCUGGAGAAGAUCCACACUAUGUUUGCAGGAUAUUCAGCUAUGCCUCCCACCUGCUUCAUCUUCUGUGGCAACUUCUCCUCAGCCCCAUAUGGCAAAAACCAGAUCAAAUCACUGAAAGAAUCAUUCAAAGCUCUUGCUGAUGUGAUAUGUGAAUAUCCAAACAUCCAUAACAGUAGCCGCUUUGUGUUCGUCCCAGGCCCUGAAGACCCUGGCCCCAGUGCAAUACUGCCACGGCCCCCCUUGUCAGAACACAUCACAGAGGAGUUCAGACAGCGAGUGCCUUCCUCUGUGUUCACUACCAACCCAUGCAGAAUCCAGUACUGUAGUCAGGAGAUCAUAGUGAUGAGAGAAGACCUAGUCAACAAAAUGUGCAGGAAUUGUGUGCGCAUGCCGAGUGGCACUCUGGAUAUUUCCAACCACUUUGUGAAGACCAUCUUGUGCCAAGGCCAUCUGAGUCCUUUGCCCUUGUAUGUCAGCCCGGUGUACUGGGCGUAUGACUAUGCGAUGCGGGUUUACCCUGUUCCGGACGUCAUUGUCUUCGCUGACAAAUAUGACCCCUUCAACAUCACCAACCAAGACUGUCUGUGCAUCAAUCCGGGAUCAUUUCCUAAAAGUGGCUUCACAUUUAAGGUGUACUACCCCUCCAACCGAACAGCAGAGGACAGCAAACUUCAAGGACUGUAGCAAAGGACUGUAGCUGACAUGGCAAACACGGCAAUCAUGGCAGCAUUUUUGUGACUGUACACUCUUGUAAAAUAUUGUGUGAUUUUGAUUUCUAUAAAUGUCUUUUUAAUCUUGUGUUAACUUCCAUGUCUGUUUUAUUGUUACUGUCAAUAAAAGACGUAUAAUGAGAAAAACAGCGCUAUUAGUUUUGAAAAAAAAAGAUUGUAUGUGUCUGUUACUUUCUGCAAAGUACAAAUACAAGUAUCUACAAAUGUCACUUUUAGAAGAGUGAUGUUAAUGAUUGACAACUUUUUGUUUCAUUCUUUAGUUAUAGUUCAAUGACCAUGAACAU